Messenger RNA from Spirodela intermedia, 3601 nucleotides. The record is from the annotation of a GenBank genome assembly. NCBI's taxonomy places the organism in Eukaryota, Viridiplantae, Streptophyta, Magnoliopsida, Alismatales, Araceae.
AUGGGGGGAGUUCUCCUCCCCAGGAAUUUCCUGCACCUCUCGCGUGCUCUUCUCCCCCUACCUCCUCCCCGCUCCGGCCUCAGCUAUCUAUCCGCCAAAAGCGAUGGAUCCUUGCAUUCAGGCAUUCGGAGAUGCGUCAUGAACGGGAAAGUUCCGAGGUGCUGCUCAAUCGCUGAGAGCUCCCAUCCUGGUUCCUCGAGGUACGGAGGCUGGGACGAUCCCGUACUCGACGAUGGUGCAGAAAUCUCGGUCGGGAUCGAGUCAUUUCGUGGUGUUCUCGUCGCCAUGGGGAUCGCUGAUGGGAAGUGCGCGAUCUUGUUCUUUCUCGGCUUCCUCUCUGCUAUGGCCGUUUCGAGGUCUAGGGUUUGGAACUUGGGGGCUUUGGCUGCCACUGGUUCGGUUUUCUUGUGGGGAUUGCUGGUUGGAGUUGCCAGAGUGAGCGCCGGCGGAGAUUCGCCGUCCCAUAAGCGAAGGAACGAAGAGAGUGGUAAACUAUCCCACGAGAUUAUGAAAGAUUUUGAAGAGCUAUUGGAGGACUUUGGUGUUAAGCUAUCAGAGCUGAAGACACGUUUGCAGGGAUUUGUCGGCCAGAAUCACCCAGAAUCAGGUGAAAUAGAAAGAUACCUUGACGUUCUCGACUCUCUCAGUCUCGCAACCGCGCCCGUGAAAAAAUUCGUUCAAGAUUCUGCUGGCGAUGGCGUCUGCAUUGGAUCAGUUACCGAGGAUGGGGAACCGGCGGCGAAGCCCAGCCCUAAAUCGAGCAAGAAGAAGAGGGAGCCGGUUACUGUGGACACUGAUCUUCUCCGAUUCCUGGCAACCAUGUUCAAAGAAGUUACAAUCGGGAGGGCGCCCCCCAAAACGAAGGAUAUCAGUUUUAAAGGUGAAGCUGUAGAUAUGUUGAACUCGAUGGAUCAGGGGGUGGAAACUGGUGUUCCAGCAGCUGAUGAGAAACGGGCGACCAGAAACCUCCAGGAAGGCCAUAAGGGUGAUCCUUGGCUGGAAGAGCCAUUUGAGGUUGGGGAUGAAACAUCAAAGAGAUUUUCUUCGGGAAGCGCGACAGGAAUGUCCGAGGAGACAGCGAGGAGGGUUGGAUCAGCUACCAACCCUGAAAACCCCAUCUCAAGAGCAGCAUCAACUGAAUAUGGAAACCAGUCUUUCCAUUCAAGGGAUGAUAGCUGCAAUCAUGGCGUGCUUUCGGUUGAAGAAGGCCUUCGUGUUCUUAAUGGAGACUUACAUCUCACGAGCAUGCAGGAGAGCUACCGUAAGGUGGUUCUUCAGCACAACAGUCGCAAAACUGAAAUCAGGACCGGACAGGAUCGCUUGCAAGAGUAUCUGGAGAGUGGCUUCAAUUCAAGAGCACCGGAAAAGGAGAUGGCUUCAUUCCCUCGUGAAGCAGGCUCUUCACUAAAGUCAGAAAGGCCUGAAGCAUAUUCCAGGAUUAAUGGAAAGGUAGUGGACGGGAGAGAAACCCAGAUGGUUGAUUUCAGGGAAAAUGCCGUUAAAUUAGAAUUUCAAACUGUCGCAGAUGAUCAACAGUCUAAAUGUGAUGUGGGAGCUGAGAAUAAAGCAUCAUCAUCAUCCCCAUCAGCGGGGGGAAAGACAGGAUCCUCUGAAGAGGAAUUCAAUCGAGUUGUGAAGCGUGGGGCAGGGCUUCUGAGACAAGCUGGAGAGUGUUUGAAGGGACAGAAUGAUGAGCAAACUGCAGAAAUUUUUCUGUACAAGUCUGCUAGGUUGCUAUCCACCGCUGUGGCCAUGAAACCAGGGAGCCUACUGGCUCUCGGCCAGCUUGGAAAUACUCGUCUUCUUCAUGGAGAGCUUAAGUUGAAGAUCAGUCGCGAUCUGAGGACCCUGUUAUCGAGAAACGGUCCUUCCUUCACUGGAAAGAAGCACCAUCAGUCACGGUCAGAUGAACAGAGUUUUCUAAAGAAGGAGAAAAUGGUGUCUGCGCUUGUUGAUGUGUGUGAAGAAUGUGAAGAGCUUCUCAUCGAUGCAGGAAGAAACUACAAGAUGGUCUUGUCGAUUGAUGAGAAUGAUGUCAGGGCUCUCUACAAUUGGGGGCUUGCUCUAUCAUUCCGAGCUGAAUUAAUCGCCGAUGCUGGGCCGGUAAGAUCCUUCAACGAUGACCAUCGUGACCAGGAUGAAUCUUCUUCUUUCAUUAUGUUGUUGCAUCAAUACCCACCCAGGAAAUACCUUAAGAAACAAUGUUCUAAGCGAGCACACAUGGGCUAUACCCUGCAAUGUAGCGGAUAUGGACUGCUAUUUAGUUCAGUAGAGAUCCCCUCCAUGUCACCAUUACCACCACCACCACCACCACCAAAUCUCAAGUGCUAUUCAUAAUCCGCCCGGAAGCCCUGAGGACUUAAUGGUCUUGGAAUUUGCUGUUCUUCAUAUUCUCGAAGAACUCAAAGGGUACGUUGUGGGGUGAUCCUUCUUGUCAGCCAGCUGCUGCCAGUUUGCAUUGUUUAUUGCGAUGAGUGGGCCCAAAAUUUGGGCGAGGCCAUGGGGUUUCGUUUUCUCACUGGGUUUUUUAGUCCUUUCCCAUCAGUAACUAGUGUCCUUAUUAUGGCUUUCUUGGAAAUUUAUUCAGUUUCUGAAGUCAUAAACCUCUAAUUUCAGAGGUUUGAUCUUCUUCGCUUAGGAACCAUAUCAUGAAUAUGCUCUCUCUCUCUCUCUCUCUCUCUCUCACUCUCUCUCUCUCUCUAAAUCUAUAUUUAUAGGCAUUUAUAUACAUUGUGGGAAAUUUUUACAAUCGACAAGGGUACCUCGUGACUUCUGUUAUUUCAUACUCUUAAGGAAAUAUCUGUUUGGGUGUGGUAUAAAUGUUCUGGCAUUUUUUUUUGAUUUUCUUUCAUGCUCUGAGGAGAGUGGCGGAGCAAGUUCAGGCUGGGAAAUCUCUAUUCCACAUCCCCACCUGCGGAAAAUGGGCUCGAGGGCAUCUCUGCGAUGGGUUUGUGAAGAUCACGUAGAAAUGUUUGUACCAUGUUCUCAGAGCCGAGGCAUUGCCCGCUUUGAUCUAGUUCAUGAGCUUCCCUUGGGAAUUUUUACAGUAUAAAAGCUUACAAUUAAUGUAUAAUGCUUCUGAAGUUCUUUGCUGUAUGAUUUAUGGACUAGAUUACCUGCACAAGCCAUGCUAGAUGCUGCUACUCCUGGUUGGUUUGAUGAUCUGUUGGCUGCCCGUUCUUCUUACCAUCCCAGGAUGCUGCUACUGACGCAGACAAGGUUUAUCUCGCGGCGAUCGAAAAAUUCGACGCAAUGAUGUCCAGAACCGGUGAUUAUGCUUCAGACGGUACGCUUCCACCCUCCAAUCACGAUCGCGGAAGGAGAUGGCUCUCUUCCAACCCCUCCCUUCCAGUCGCUUGUCUCUGAUGAAGGUGAAUGGAAAUCCAUCUGAUCGAUCCACACGCUUGGCCUCGCAGCUCUCUUCCGGUGGGGAGUGGCGCUGCGGCGGCGCUCGCAGCUACGGCCGCGCGGCAGCAGCGAGAAGGUGAAGCUCCUGCGGCAGGCAAAGAGCCUGUUCGAGGACGUCCUCCGUGUGGAUGCUGAAAAUUCUCACGUGCGGGAGGCUCUCCGUUCCUGCAUCUCCGAGCUCCGGCUCCGGUAG